Coffea eugenioides is the source of this 1530-nucleotide messenger RNA. Its product is annotated as ATP-dependent DNA helicase PIF1-like. The coding region runs from base 1 to 1530 and encodes 509 amino acids. Gene Ontology annotation, molecular function: DNA helicase activity. Lineage: Eukaryota; Viridiplantae; Streptophyta; Magnoliopsida; Gentianales; Rubiaceae. The transcript has a single exon. The record is from RefSeq and is a predicted model, not a curated record. Gene Ontology annotation, biological process: DNA repair; telomere maintenance.
AUGGGAAAAAGUAUUAAACAAUAUGAGCUUCCAGCACUACCAACUGAUUCUGCGAAUAAGGUACGUGCAAGAGAAAUUGAAGAUGAAAUGUCUAUUCAAACCCCAUUUGAGGAUCACAUGUUAGAGUCAAAGCUAAAUCCUGAGCAACAGGUAGCUUUUUCAAAAAUAUUGCAGAAAAUAAAUUCAAAAGAAAGUGGCAUGUUCUUUGUGGAUGGCCCUGGAGGAACAGGGAAGACAUUUCUCUAUCGUGCUCUAUUAGCACACUUAAGAGGGAGAAAAAUGAUUGCACUAGCAACAGCAACCUCAGGCGUAGCUGCAGCAUUAUUGCCUGGAGGAAGGACUGCACAUUCGCGAUUCAAGAUUCCAAUUAAUGUAAAUGAAGCUAGCUUUUGCAAUGUAACAGUGCAAAGUGGUACAGCAAAGUUGUUGCGUAAAGCAGAUUUAAUUAUUUGGGAUGAGGCCCCAAUGGCAAAGCGUUCUGCAAAAGAAACUCUAAACAGAACAAUGCAGGACGUAAUGGAAACCAAUCUGGAUUUUGGAGGAAAAGUGGUUGUUUUUGGGGGAGACUUUCAACAAGUCCUACCAGUUGUACCAAAAGCAACUAAAGAAGAGACUAUAGAAGCCAGCCUUGUGAAGUCAGAAUUGUGGAAAAAAAUGGAAAUAUUGACGCUGACAAGAAACAUGCGAGCUGAAGGGGAUCCUUAUUUUUCUGACUUUCUCCUACAGGUUGGAAAUGGAGAUGAACACACCAGCAAGGAUGACAUGAUACGAAUCCCAGGUCAAUUAUUGCUCAAGUAUGACAAAGAAGACAUACCAGAACAAUGCUUGAUCAAUAAAAUCUUUCCAUGUCUACAAGAAAAUGCACAUUCCGUUCAGUACAUUGCAGAAAGAGCGAUAUUGGCAGCAAAGAAUGAUACGGUAGACAUGUUGAAUAACAAGUUAAUUGAUCAGUUUCCAGGUACGAAACACACUUUUCUUAGUUUUGAUGCAGCUGAGGAUGAUACCAAAAAUUACUAUCAAGAGGAAUUUCUCAAUUCUUCGAACCCGAAUGGUUUGCCACCACAUAAGUUAGAAUUGAAGGAAAAUGCACCAAUUAUGCUCUUAAGAAAUCUAGAUCCAUCAAAUGGUUUAUGCAACGGGACAAGAAUGAUAUGCAGACAUUUUCAACAUAAUGUCAUCCAUGCAGAGAUUACAGCAGGCCAACAUAAAGGGGUUCAUGUUCUUUUGCCCCGCAUACCUCUUUCUCCAGCAGAGAAUGAAGGCUAUCCAUUCAAGUUCAAGAGGAAACAAUAUCAUAUACGACUAUGCUUUGCAAUGAGCAUCAACAAAUCACAAGGCCAGACCAUUCCCCAUGUCGGCAUUUAUUUGCCACAACCCAUUUUUUCACAUGGUCAAUUGUACGUGGCUCUAUCAAGAGGAACGUCAAUGGCAAACACAAAGAUUUUGGUGACGCCAGCUUGUCCCACACAGACAUGUGCUACCUUUACCAAAAAUAUUGUCUACAAAGAAGUACUCCAAUAUCAGAGGUAA